Molecule: messenger RNA, 531 nt
Organism: Microdochium trichocladiopsis
Lineage: Eukaryota; Fungi; Ascomycota; Sordariomycetes; Xylariales; Microdochiaceae
Exons: 4
Coding region: 1-531 (176 amino acids)
Source: RefSeq, a predicted model, not a curated record
AUGGACAUGGACACGGACUUCACAGAGCGUCGUAGAAGGCAUGUCGGAUCCAUGGCAGGUGGCAGCGUGGACCUGCUGAUCAUGACUGUCUUGUUGAGUCGCGACAGUAGCCUCGCUGGAUCGAGGUGUAACGGCCUUACCGAGGCUGUUGUGUCUCCGCCAGGCACAAGCGCUUCCCCACGAUUGCUCACUCGUCACUUACACGCACCCAUCUCCACCCCGCGUGCGAUCGAUCCUCUUGCAGGCGCCAGACCACAAAUCUGCUCGACCAAACAUAAUAAGAACCUCAAUUAUUCCAUCUCCCGUGCUUCCUCCAGCACAGCCGAUAACGGUGAAUUCGGUUUUCCAUUAUUAGCUUUGUCUUGCGUCCUGGCAAAGCCGCCCACCACAAAGUUGUCCACGCUUCGUCCUUGGGAGGAGGCCUCGGACCGGCCAGGAACGGGCCUGUUUGGUCCUGCAGUCCACGAGGCCAGGCCCGUGGCCAAUCCUGGCGGUGCGGAAGAUUCCUUCGGCGAGCAAGACCACCGCUGA